AUGUCGACGUCAUCGGUUCGCCGGAUGAAAGAGAGCAGCGGAAAGAUCGCCACGGCCGCCACUGCAUCCAGACCCUUCAAAUCUCUGACCCCAGUUUCCGCAAAGUCCAUUUCCACCGGAAAGGAGAACUCGAGGCCGACAUCACGGGUUCGGGCUGCUACACAGAAACCUGAGAUCCGGCCGAUGGUCCGGAUUGAUAAAUCUACAACCGCCGUGGCGGUGGAGGAGUCACGUGCCAGGAGGUUCACUUCAUCAGUGCCCAGAGGUAGGAGCUCUAGUCCCUCUGAUAUUACUAGAGGUUUCGGUGAUUUGAAGAAAAAUUCUAGGGUCUCAUUGGGCCCACCGCAAAAGAAAGUGAAUAAAACUAGCGAUUUGAAUGAAAUAUUGGUAGAACGCUUGAAUCCUAGAAGAAGUUUUUCGAAGGAUACGGAGAAAAAUGGGGUAAGUUUUGAUAAAUUGGAGGAAAAUUACGAAUUAAAUGGGAAAAUUGAGACUAGGGAUACGGAUGGUAACAAUUUGAAAAAAGAGGGAUAUUUAAGCUCAAUUCCAAUAAAAACAUCGGAUUUUGAGGAUUUUGACGUGAAGCCCAACGUUGCUCUGGGUUCAAAAGUUAAGGCUUUGGAGGAAAUAAAGCUGAAAUCUUGUCUGAGUGAAGUUGAAUUGGGGUCGAAUUCAAGAGAAUUUGGAAGGGUGAAUAAAGUGGAUAAUGUCUCUGGGGAUUUGAAAGAGAAUGCCAUGAAUAAGUAUCCCAGUAAGCUUCAUGAAAAGCUUGCAUUUUUGGAAGGGAAGGUGAAGAGGAUAGCUUCCGAUAUAAAUAAGACCAAAGAUAUGUUGGAUAAGAAUAAUCCAGAUGCUACAAAGAUGAUAUUGUCAGAUAUUCAAGAAAAGAUUUCUGGGAUUGAGAAGGCAAUGGGUCAUGUUGUCGGUAAUGAGGGGGAUGCGACAAUGGUGUUGAUUAAAAAUGGUGAAAAUGAGCGGGGAAGAAAGUGUGCGGUUGAUGUGAAAAGUUCAGUCAAGGGGUUGAGCGGUGAAGAAUUGGAAGCGAGGUUAUUUCCUCAUCAUAAGUUGAUGAGAGAGAGGAUAUUAUCAAAGACAACAUCAGAAGGUUCGGAGAACCAUGAAGUCAAUGCUGGAGAAUCAAGUAGUGAACUGCAUUUGGAGGCAGUAAACGAGAAUCUGAUUGCAUUGGAGUUUUUGGCUAGUUUGAGUAAGGAGGAAAGGAAGGUUCAUAAUGAGACUAGUGAGGUUCAAGAAAUGGAUGAUGCUGUCACUUCUGGCUCACAAACUUCAUCUUUGAAUUUGUUAAAGGGAAAAGAUAUUAUUGAUGAUAUGUUAAUGGCCGAUGAAGAUCUCAAUGAGUUUGACGAUGAAGAAAGAGUGCCGACAGUGAUAACUGAAGAGGAAGUUGAUGAGAGUUGCAUGUACCAACUGAAUGAUAUUGGGCGCAAGACCUCUACAGGAGGAUGGUUUGUUUCGGAAGGAGAGUCUGUUCUUCUUACUCAUGAUGACAGCUCAUGUUCCUUCUACGAUAUUGCCAACUACGAGGAGAAGGCUAACUAUACUCCUCCAGCUGGAAUCUCGCCAAACAUGUGGAGAGAUUGUUGGCUAAUCCGAGCCCCUGGUGCAGAUGGUUGCUCAGGUAAAUAUGUUGUGGCUGCAUCUGCUGGGAAUUCUGUGGAUUCAGGUUUCUGCUCAUGGGACUUUUACACAAAAGAUGUACGAGCUUUUCACAUUGAGAAUGAUACUACCCGUGUGAGAACGGCCCUUGCUCCCCUAUCUAGCAACAUUUACAGAAGAAAUGCUUCAUCUACAGUUACGACUACUGAAAAUAGACAACACUGGUAUAAACCUUGUGGACCUCUUAUUAUAUCAGCAGUCAGUUGUCAAAGGAUGGUGCAAAUUUAUGAUAUUCGUGAUGGAGAUCAAGUCAUGAAAUGGGAGUUGCAGAAGCCUGUGACGUCCAUGGAUUAUGCGAGUCCUUUGCAUUGGAGAAAUAGAGGCAAAGUGGUAAUAGCUGAGGCAGAAACUCUCUCUCUAUGGGAUGUGAGCUCUCUCAGUUCUCAGGGAUUGCUCUCUGUUUCUUCAUCUGGACGAAAAAUUUCCGCUCUUCAUAUUAAUAACUCUGAUGCAGAAAUUGGUGGAGGAGUUCGGCAGAGAGUUGGUUCAUCUGAAGUGGAAGGAAAUGACGGUGUGUUCUGUACUCCAGAUUCCAUUAAUGUACUGGAUUUCCGGCAUCCAUCUGGUAUAGGUCUGAAGAUACCUAAAGUUGGGGUGAAUGUGGAGUCAGUUUUUUCACGUGGAGAUUCUAUAUACAUUGGAUGCACUAAUUUAAGGUCAACUGGAAACAACCAAUCCUGCUCCCAGAUUCAACAGUUCUCAUUGCGCAAACAGAGGCUUUUUAGCACCUAUGUGAUUCCAGAAUCAAAGUCUCACUACAAUUUCAAGGCAUUGACACAAGUUUGGGGAAAUUCAAGCCUUGUGAUGGGAGUUUGUGGCCUUGGUCUGUUUGUUUUUGACUCUUUGAAGGAUGAUGAAAUGCCUUCUUUUGCAAUGGAUUAUGGCAACACUCAAAACGUGAAAGAAAUAAUUGGACCUGAUGACAUGUAUUCUCCUUCUUUCGACUGCUUGGCAUCUAGAAUUCUCCUAAUAUCAAGAGAUCGUCCGGCUCUGUGGAGGUACUUGCUGUAA
This is a messenger RNA of Fraxinus pennsylvanica, 2688 nucleotides long. Lineage: Eukaryota; Viridiplantae; Streptophyta; Magnoliopsida; Lamiales; Oleaceae. The record is from the annotation of a GenBank genome assembly.